CUGGUCCAACCGUCGGCUCCGUGAGCUCCUUGUGUCCCCACUGCAGUUCCUCCAAGCAGACUCACUUGUGUCCGUCCUUCCGGCACAUCCAUACAAACCGACCGGUCACGUCCCGGAGCUGUUCAUUCUUGGCUUGCCGGCUCCAGCUACCGACUUCAACACCGCCACAAGUAUCGUUGGUGCGAUUUUUAAAAAAAGACCCGAAGGGAAGUCAGACAACAAUGGUUGGUCAAUGCACCGAAACCGUCGACCAACCGUUCUGUGAGGAUUGUUUUGCUGUGGACGAAAAGAGGAGGAGUCUAUUCGCAAGCGAGAGGGGAGAGCAGUCGGUCGGGUCCGCGAAGGCACAACUACUCGGUCGCUGUGGCUCAACUCACUAGUUUCCCGGUGAAUGCUGAAACCGGUGGACUUUUACCACAACCGGAGCACAACGUGUUGCAGCGUGCGGAAGCUUUCCGGACAGCAGCAGGAGGAGACGGUCUGAGACUGCUCGGGACACGGCUCUGGGACCGAAAAUCGCGGGAACGUGGCGACGCGAAAAUACGGCGAGUCGAGGUUGUCGAAGGAUUCUGCGGUAAAUCAAUGACCAAGAAGCUCUCGGGUUGAAGGCAGCAAUGGAAGUUGUUGUAAUCGAGGAAAAGAAGAAGAUUUUCCGUGCCAGGAAAACCAUGAAGAUCAGCGACCGACAGCAACUGGAUAGUCUUCAUGGCACUUUGUUGACAGCCGGUCCGGGUAUGUCGGACACAUCGCCGCCGCCGCCGCCUCUAGUGAACGGCACGCACAAAGAGGACGGACCAAAAGCGGGGGACGGGGAGCAAAACACUUCAGACUCAAACUCCCCCCGAGCCACGUCCCCCGCCUCCCCAUCUCCUUUCCUGUCACUCAAUCUGUCUCCGUCGCCGGCCUCUUCGCAAAGUCCAAAAGACAAGGACGACGCUCCAACUUCUCCCUCGUCUCCAUUCCACUCCCUGAACUUUGAACUGAAAAAGAUGGACGAUGAGGAGGAGGAGGAGGAUGUGAUGAUGAUGGAGGAGGAGGUGGAGCUGAAGGAAAAGAAAGUCUCACCAGUGUCCUCAUCAAAGGAGUCCGUUACACCAGCACCAUCAGAAUCCAAGGAAAACCAGGAACAAGAUUCUGAGGGGACCCCAAAGAUGGAAAAGAAAGAGGAGGACCAGACUUCAACAGAGGACCCAGUUGUGGAUUUGUCAAAGAAUUCUGUCAAUGGUUCGUCUCCAUGUUCGCUCGUUCCCGCGUCUGGCUGCACAGAACCGAUGGAUACGGGUUCUGACACGACAAAGGCCAAGGAGCCCGCGGCCAAAAUACAAGAGGAAAAGCCUUCUUGCCCCAAAUCUACCACUUCCGAUUCCUCUCCUCCCUGUCCUUCCUCUUCUCGCCCAGGGUCCUCUUCUAAGGAUCUGAAACAGGACAAGGAAAUCAAAGACGAUGACAGAAAAGAAGAGAAGGGUGUGAAGAAAAGAUCAACCAGUGAGGAAAAGAUGGAGGUAGACUCGACCAAAAAGGAAAAGGCUGAAGUUGGACAAACAAAAAAGCCAUCUCAGCCCUCUUCCACUCCCCCAUCUCAUCCAGUAGUGCAGGAGGAAAAGAGCACCACGUCGGGACUGAAGCGCACUUUGUCGGAGGGCUUUGAAAAAGAUGGACAAACUGUAAAAAGAGAGGGGAAGAGGCCCAAGGUGGAGCGCCAGGAGCUGGAGGCAAAACUGGAAUUUAAAUUUACCGCAAAAGCCGGGGGACACCACAAACUUGAAAAGAUUGUGCAACAUCUUGUCGAUGAACGGCUGAAGGUCCUGGAGCUGACCAUUUUUGACAAACAUUUCCAAGAGCUGAAGGAACGAGUGGACAACAUCGACUCUGCCCCUAAACACCAAACCGCCAUCACCAUGCUCCAAGCCAAGAUAAACCGCCUGACAAAGAAGUUUGGGGAGGCCAAUCAGGCGUCGGAGAACAAAAGGAAACAGGAAGCCCUCGCUGCUGCCACUGCUGCUGCCGCUGCUGCUGCCACUGCUGCUGCCACUGCUGCCGCCACUGCUGCUGCCACUGCUGCUGCUGCCGCGGCCGCCGCCGCCACCGCCGCUGCUGCCAAGAACGUGACUGUUACGAACAGCCCUCAGUUUCAACGGCCAGUCCGCCCAGCCAUGGAGCUAAAGCAGGUUGCCACGAGCGUUUCUUCGUCCAGCACAGUUGUAAAUCCAUCCCUGUCGGUUCCGAUCUCAAGUCUGGCCCAUACGCCCACUGCCUCCGCCAUGGUGUCACAGGCCCCCAUCCUCCAGCUGAUCACCACCACGUCUAACGCCGGCUCCAACUUAGCCACGGGCAUCACCACUCAGAGCCCCACAGGCACGCUGCUGCUGAAGACGGCCAGCGGGAACAGCUUGAUAGCGGGGGGCCAACCGCUCCUCAUCCAGCUGCCGUUAUCGAUGACCACUGGCCAGGGAGGAACUCUGGUCAACUUCCCCGUCUCCACGCUUUCGGCGGGCGGCUCGCUCGGCAAGGCCAAGACCACGACUACCACGGCCACGUUUAUCCUCAAGCCUGCCCCCGCCAUUACCACCUUGGCAGCGGGUGCCGUCGCGACCGUCCCGGCGCUCCAGGCCGCGGCCGGCCACAUGCCCCCCGCCCAGAUCUCCCUUAGCCGUGCUAUGAUGUUCCAAGGUGGAGCUGGGGGGAUAGCUCCGCCCAACGCGGGGGUAUCCGUGACCACGGCCAGGAUGCCGGCUCAGUCCGUGUCUCUAGCGGGAGCGCUGUCUUCAGCUUCUUCCCCGGCAACCUCUGGACCCGCGGCAACAGGUUCCGCCGCUCCAGGACCACCACAGGGGACGUCUCUGACAUCAAAGACAGACAACCAAGCUCCAGGAUCCACUCCAUCCAAAGCAGCUGCUUCAGCGGGUCGACCCAAAGGCUCCGUCAUCGAUCUCACUGAAGACGAUGAUGAUGUACAAGUGACGGGAGUGAAGAGCGCCACUGUCGCGGCUCACUCACCGACCCAGCGACCAAAUCCAGUCAUCAGCAUUCCCAACAGUGCGACACAAAGGUCGUCCCCGCAAAGCGUUCAGAGCGUUCCCAGCAAUCCUCAGUUGACGGUCCACCACCGCCCCCUACAGGAUUCUUCGAUGAAACCCCGCCCCGCGGCCACAGGUACGCCGAUCCGGAACACCACUGUGAGUGUGGUGCUGCCCCCCCUCCCCGCUGCGCCCACACCGUCGCGCGUCCUCCCUGAGGCGGAGCGGUCCUCGCCUCCACAGCAGCCUCAGCUGAAGCUUGUGCCGAGUCAGACGGGCAUAGUGCUGUCCUGGUGCGUCACAGAGACCGACCGCUCCUGCGCGGCCGUGGACAGCUAUCACCUCUACGCCUUCCAUCAAGACAACUCCAACAGCAGCGCAGCACAGCAGCACUGGAAGAAGAUCGGGGAGGUGAACGCCCUCCCUCUGCCCAUGGCCUGUACACUGACCCAGUUCCAGUCCGGCUCCACGUAUCAUUUCGCCGUCCGAGCCAAAGACAUCUUCGGGCGCUUUGGCUCCUUCUGCGAACCUCAGUGCACCAAUGUCAUCAAUUCCAGCUCCAGCUGAGCAGUUGAGGAGCGAAAGACAAUUUUUAGAAUUUGAAAGUUUGUGAUUUCCUUUACUUUUUUUUUUUUUUUUUGUGUUCGAGAAACUCGAGUAUUGUGCAUUGAACUCAUACAGUAUCUGUAAAUAUCUCUGCAUAACAACUGGACUUCUGACUGAGUUGGAGAAUGGAAGAGUGGAAAACGGUUGGUUUUGGCUGGUUGAUGUAAGCAUUGUGUUUUCUGUGACUCAAGCUGUUGUAUAUAGUCUGAUUACUUUCGCCCUCAACAAAGUCAGAUAUUUAUGUUGUUGUCUCCUGUUCGUCUGACCUGGAUGUCUUUGGCUUUCCUUCAGAACAGCCGACGGGAGCAUCCAUGUAAAUUCGGAGUUGCACAGAAAUGUAUAAGUGUGGUAGAAACUGAAUGAUAACUUUUGUAAGUUCUGUCUGGCAACCAGACUUUGAAAAACACAAUUAAAGUCUUGGCGUAUUCAUUUUUUGACAAAUUGCAUUUUCUGUUUUGUGGUUCGAAGCUUUUCACUCCAAGUACGACACUAGCGAUCUACCACCUUGGGCACACCAGUGGCCACAUUGGCACUAAAAGGACGUCUGUGACAAAAGUCGCCUGUUCGACAUUUCUAAAUUGAUGUGCAGUACUUUGUUCUCUUGUGAGAUGAUGACCUGCUGCAGCUUUGGUCUCCUCGGGAAUCUGGUCCCUGUGGCGUUUGAGACUAAUGCUGCUAUAGAUGCUUUUACAGCUGGUUCAAAAUGAUGAGGUACGCUAGUGUGCGCAUGCAGGUUGGCAGCGGGAGUCGGGCAGAAUGCAACUUGUCAACUAUAUAAGGGCAUCAACUAAUAAAGAGCGCAAAUGCAACCUAGA
Messenger RNA from Pseudoliparis swirei, 4438 nucleotides. RefSeq names its product activating transcription factor 7 interacting protein (gene atf7ip). The coding region runs from base 615 to 3584 and encodes 989 amino acids. The transcript has 14 exons. Gene Ontology annotation, cellular component: nucleus; transcription regulator complex. Gene Ontology annotation, molecular function: protein binding; transcription coregulator activity. NCBI's taxonomy places the organism in Eukaryota, Metazoa, Chordata, Actinopteri, Perciformes, Liparidae. The record is from RefSeq and is a predicted model, not a curated record. Gene Ontology annotation, biological process: regulation of DNA-templated transcription.